Drosophila ficusphila is the source of this 2995-nucleotide messenger RNA. RefSeq names its product sodium-dependent dopamine transporter (gene DAT). Bases 303 to 2204 code for a protein of 633 amino acids. Gene Ontology annotation, biological process: dopamine uptake involved in synaptic transmission; sodium ion transmembrane transport. The transcript has 8 exons. Gene Ontology annotation, molecular function: dopamine:sodium symporter activity. Lineage: Eukaryota; Metazoa; Arthropoda; Insecta; Diptera; Drosophilidae. The record is from RefSeq and is a predicted model, not a curated record. Gene Ontology annotation, cellular component: neuron projection; presynaptic membrane; neuronal cell body membrane.
UCACCGAAGGCGCAACAGCUCCGAUUUUGAACUUCCCAUCGGCCCUAAAGUUGAAAAUUCUUCCAAAAAUUAAACACUUAUCCGCCAAUGUAUGUGAAGUGAAUUUCGGUUUUUAACAUUCGGCAUUGGUUGUGUGGCUCUUUUUUCUAAGUUUUCUGAAUAUUUUUCGAAAGUCUCAAGGAUUAAUUUAUAAUGGAUUGGUUCGAUUACAUGAUUUGAGCUUGGUAUUUGUUAGAUUUCUAAGUGCGGCGGCGGGAACUGCACGUUUUGGGUCAAGGACACGUCGGGUUAUUUAGUCGCAGAUGUCACCAACCGGACAUAUAUCCAAAUCAAAGACGCCCACGCCACACGAUAACGAUAACAAUAGCAUCAGCGACGAGCGCGAAACAUGGAGCGGCAAAGUGGAUUUUUUAUUAUCGGUUAUUGGAUUCGCCGUCGAUUUAGCAAACGUCUGGAGAUUUCCCUAUUUGUGCUACAAAAAUGGCGGUGGCGCUUUUCUUGUUCCCUACGGCAUUAUGUUGGUGGUCGGUGGUAUUCCUCUGUUCUACAUGGAGUUGGCCCUGGGUCAGCACAAUCGUAAGGGGGCCAUCACCUGCUGGGGUCGCUUAGUGCCACUCUUCAAAGGAAUUGGCUAUGCCGUAGUGCUGAUUGCCUUCUAUGUGGACUUUUACUACAAUGUGAUUAUUGCCUGGUCGUUGCGUUUCUUUUUUGCAUCAUUCACCAGCACAUUGCCUUGGACGUCUUGUAAUAAUGUUUGGAAUACCCCGAAUUGCAGACCGUUCGAGAGCCAAAAUGCUUCUCGUGUUCCUCUAAUAGGUAAUUACAGUGACUAUUAUGUCCUGGGAAAUCAAAGCCUGCUCUAUAAUGAGUCUUAUGUAAAUGGUUCGUUGACGAGUUUGGAGGCGCCUUCGGGUGUUCAUAUAGAGGGUUUUCAGUCCGCUGCCUCAGAGUAUUUUAAUCGCUACAUUUUGGAGCUGAACCACAGCGAGGGAAUCCACGAUUUGGGCGCUAUAAAAUGGGAUAUGGCGCUGUGCCUUCUGAUUGUCUAUUUAAUCUGUUAUUUCUCUCUGUGGAAGGGUAUAAGUACUUCCGGAAAGGUUGUGUGGUUCACGGCUCUGUUUCCCUAUGCCGUGCUAUUAAUUCUACUCAUCAGGGGUCUCACUUUACCCGGAUCUUUUCUGGGAAUUCAGUACUAUCUCACGCCAAACUUUGAUGCCAUCUAUAAGGCGGAGGUUUGGGUGGAUGCUGCCACCCAGGUGUUUUUCUCUUUGGGUCCUGGAUUCGGAGUGCUACUUGCCUAUGCAUCCUAUAAUAAAUAUCACAAUAAUGUGUACAAGGAUGCUUUAUUGACCAGCUUUAUCAAUUCGGCCACCAGUUUUGUAGCUGGCUUUGUGAUAUUUUCCGUGCUGGGUUACAUGGCCCAUACUUUGGGUGUUAGAAUCGAAGAUGUGGCCACUGAAGGACCUGGUUUGGUUUUUGUGGUCUAUCCAGCUGCCAUUGCCACCAUGCCAGCCAGCACUUUUUGGGCUUUGAUAUUCUUUAUGAUGCUGCUGACUUUGGGUUUGGAUAGUUCGUUUGGUGGCUCUGAGGCUAUAAUCACCGCUUUGAGCGACGAGUUUCCCAAGAUCAAGAAGAACCGGGAGCUGUUCGUUGCUGGUCUGUUUUCACUGUACUUUGUGGUUGGCCUGGCCAGUUGCACCCAAGGUGGCUUCUACUUCUUCCACCUCCUGGAUCGCUAUGCCGCUGGCUACUCCAUUCUGGUGGCCGUCUUCUUCGAGGCGAUUGCAGUUUCUUGGAUCUAUGGAACCAACAGAUUCAGCGAGGACAUCAGGGACAUGAUUGGUUUUCCUCCAGGAAUAUAUUGGCAGGUGUGCUGGCGCUUUGUGGCCCCGAUUUUCCUGCUCUUCAUCACUGUUUAUGGCUUAAUCGGGUAUGAACCUUUGACCUACGGGGAUUACGUGUAUCCCAGUUGGGCAAAUGCUUUGGGAUGGUGCAUAGCUGGUUCAUCGGUGGUGAUGAUUCCGGCGAUAGCGAUUUUCAAACUGCUUUCCACGCCGGGAAGUCUGCGGCAGAGGCUCACCAUUUUGACCACACCCUGGCGGGAUCAGCAAUCGAUGGCCAUGGUGCUGAACGGGGUCACCACCGAGGUCACCGUGGUGCGAUUAACCGACACGGAGACCGCCAAGGAACCCGUCGAUGUCUGAGUUCGACCAGUGGCUCGUUUUCAAAUUUACUACGUUUAGAUUUGGAAAUUUACCAACAACUCACGUUCACGUACUUGCCGCAUUGCUGAGAAGUUUGUGUUUUUGUUUGACAUUAGGAGCAGCGGGUCCUGAAGGAUCCGCGAAUUUCGCAAACAACGUACUUAGGUUUCGGCACCGAAGGAUAAAGAAAUACCAACAAGCAAAUGCAGCUUCAAAACAUAAGUCCUAAGUUAAGAUUAGCCUGUAGUUUGUAUGGUUAAUGCCAGUUAUAGCAUACACGUAUAUACAAUGCUGUGUAGAUAAUACCGAAUCCGAAAGUACGAAUUACUCGUACUCGUCAGUUAGUCCACCAAAAUCGUUGAAAGACAGUUUGCAUGUGCCAAUGGAAUUAACGACACGAUCGUGGCUCAAAUCGGGCAUUGAAUCUGUACAUACACAAAUCGAUGAUGUAAAAGCUUUAAACACGUUGUAGGCUAUCUUAUGGAACUGAAGCAAAAGCUGCCACAGUUGUAGCACAAAAUCCCCUCAAACAGCCAUGAGGGGAUUUUGUCGUAUCCAAAGGUUUGUUCUAGGCUAAUUUCCCCCGUCCAAAAAACUACGAUUGUUUGCCUAAAGCAGCCAUUUUAGGCAACCAAUUGGGAGUUAUGAAAGCAUUCCCAAUUCUAAGAUAGUUUAUGUAUAUAGAUUUAUGAUGUGUUAAAUGGUUUUUAGAUUUCUUUCACGCUGAAGCAGAACUAACAGCCAUGAGUUCUGUUUCAAUUUGUUGAAAUAAAUUAUUAUACUUUUAGUUA